Messenger RNA from Girardinichthys multiradiatus, 3279 nucleotides. It is a transcript of the gene arid3b, whose product is annotated as AT rich interactive domain 3B (BRIGHT-like). Gene Ontology annotation, biological process: regulation of transcription by RNA polymerase II. Gene Ontology annotation, cellular component: nucleus. Lineage: Eukaryota; Metazoa; Chordata; Actinopteri; Cyprinodontiformes; Goodeidae. The transcript is spliced from 9 exons. The coding region runs from base 464 to 2143 and encodes 559 amino acids. The record is from RefSeq and is a predicted model, not a curated record. Gene Ontology annotation, molecular function: DNA binding.
AGCAUACGCGUCGUUAUCUCUGAUAAGCAGAGGGUUGUGCAUUGGGUGGGAAUUUUCUCACGGAGUGGAUGGAAAAGCCUUUUAUCGCUUCAAGUAGAGGAUUGGAGGGGAAGAAACACUUCACGAUUUUUUACGCACAGGGCGGGCCUUUCAUUCAGCAAGGCUGUGGGUGAGGGGGUCACCUAGUCACAAUCAAGGAUGUUUGAGUUUCCAUGCGCAGUGACCAGGGAGGUAACACUGAGCGUCAUUUACCCCUCCUCCAGCUCCGACCACUUCGGCCUCCCACACUAACCCAGGGUUUUAAAGUCACCCUCGGUCCAAAACAGGAGAAAUAUAUAAAUAUAUAUAUAUAUAUAUAAAAAAUAAAAAAAAAUCUAAAAGGACGAGCCGCUGAUGCCAUGUGACUUAUUUCUGCCGAGAGGAAACAAGGAAAAAUAAAACGACGGAAGACCUGUUGGCGACGAUGAAUUACUCCAAGGCACAAAUGUCAAACUUAACUGAAGUCGGGGGUCUGCAACAGUCUAUUCCUGCAGGGGUGAAGCUGGAGACUGUGAUGGAGCAGCUGCAGAGGCACCAAGGAGCUAAACUGGAGAUGAACAUGCAGGAGAAACAUCUUCUUCAAGCUCAGUUCCUCUUGGCUCAACAAGCCGCUGCCGCAAGAGCGUCUGACUGUAGACCGAACUUCGUUCUAUUUGGGAAAGCAGAUGAACAGAUCCACCGAACCACCCAGCAUGCUUUGAGAAACCCUCUGAACAAGACGGAGCCAAAGCAGGAGAACGAAGACUCUGACAGAGAAGAGCAAGAGAUGUUGGAGCCUGAGGAGGAGGAUGAAUUGGAAAAUGAGGGAGAUGAGAAGAAAAGACUCCCACUGGUUUCACGCUUCCAGCCAUAUUCCACAUCCCUGCCAGUUGCCAUGGAGCAAAUAUCUGAGCCUUCACCUUCAGCAGUAAAAGAGGAGCAGGAGGAGAAGAACCUGUCGCCUCCUGCGGGUCAAACCAGAUUUACGUCACCCAACGGCCUUGCUGACUGGGGCUACGAUGAGCUGUUCAAACAGAGAGGAAGCAGCAUCUGGACAGAGGAAACUGAUGGAGCAAAAGCGAGAGGAGAGCCAUCUAGAGACUUUGCAAAGCUUUAUGAACUGGAUAAUGAUCCCCAACGGAAGGCGUUUCUUGAUGAACUCUUUGUCUUCAUGCAGAAACGAGGAACCCCUGUGAACCGCAUUCCCAUCAUGGCGAAACAGGUGUUGGACCUGUACAGGCUUUAUAAGCUUGUGACAGAGAAGGGAGGGCUGGUGGAGGUUAUUAACAAGAAGCUCUGGAGGGAGAUCACCAAAGGUCUCAAUCUGCCCACCUCCAUCACCAGCGCAGCCUUUACCCUGCGCACUCAGUAUAUGAAAUACCUGUACGCGUUUGAGUGCGACAAGAAGGGUCUGAGCUCUCCGGGUGAGCUGCAGGCGGCGAUCGACAGUAACCGCAGGGAAGGUCGACGGCCCAGCUACACCGGCAGCCUCUACCGCUACUCUCCUUCCCAGAGUUCUGCUCCACAUUCCCUCCUGUCCUCACCUACGGUGCAAACUACCCCAACCACACACAAUGGCAUGAACAUGUCUGGCAGUCCAAAUUUAAAAAGAAGCUCAGACGAUCCUUCCACGCCUGUAAUAUCCAGGCCCAUGGCUCUGAGCCACCAUCAGCAGCCCAGUCAUCCCAAUCAGCUCGCACAAGCCGCCACAUUGGAGCAACUCAGGGAGAGGCUGGAUCGAGCAGCAGGUGGAGCUCCAGUAGAUGGUCCGGAGAAGAAAAUGAUGCGGCUUGCGGAGGAGCAGCAGCGCCUCAUGCAGCAGGCCCUGCAGCAAAACCUGCUGGCGGUGGCCUCCCACUUCAACCCCAUGAGCCUCAAGCUCAACAAUGGGCAUGAAAAGAAAAAGGACUUGUCACUGAGCAUCUCUACUAAUGGACCAGCAAGUAUCAGUGUAUCUGUGGAGGUUAAUGGUACAGUUUACUCAGGGACGCUGUUGGCCCAGAAGUCGGCUGCUCCCGUGUCAUCGCAAACCAUCACUCCGGCUGGAACAAGCGGCUUCAGCGCCCUCUCCUCGUCUCACAGUCCAUCCUCUUCAUCUUCCACCUCCUCAAAGGGACCAAAUUAAAGCUUUUUAAAUCUGUCUGUAGUGCACCCAAUAUGCGUCUCUUAUCUAAAGAGUGAGAAGUUCAGGGAAAAAUAAUCUGUCAAGCAGGAAAGCAUCUUUCUUUUUUGCUCAACCACUUUUGAACUACUCUGACAGCUCAUUAUUACAAAUUAUGUCUUCAAAAUAAUUUGUGUCAAGUUGACAAUAGUGUUUAACUUAAGGGCCUUCAAAUAAAUCUAGAUUCAGAUCAGUUUACUAUAGUGCCUGUUAGAGUAUUUUGUUCUUUAAUAUAGAGGAAUUGUUGUCUAAAAAACUUGACUUGGAUUGUUAUGAAUUGUGCAGAAUACACAGUGAACAUCAUUGGGUUUUAUUUACAUUAUUAAUGAAUUACACUUCAUUAGGAUUUGUUUGCAUAAUGAUCCAUAGAAGAAUGUAGUUGCUGAAGUGCAGCUAACGGAGACCAAAAAGCCUUAGCUCAGUGUCAAAGCAUCUGUCUUCAGCUGUUUUGCUGAUGCCUCUUGUAUCGCUUCUGGUAGUUCAUCUUGAUUGAUGCUUUAUACUUUUCAUUGAGGAUUUCAGAUAGUAUGCAGAAAACCAGCUUUCACUGGAACAUAGCAUCAUAAGACGCUUGAGUGUGUAGACUGGAUGAAUUAUUUCAUGUUGUGAUCUAUUUACCAUUUUUUUUUUUUUUAAUCAUUUGUGUUUAAACACUUAUUUCCUGUCAGCUGUGAGAGUGAGACAAUGAAUAUGCAGGGAACUAUUUGUAAUGUUGAAGUGGUGCAACAUUUACCUCAGUUGUCUUCCCAUGUUGGUAUGUUUCUCAGACUUGUUUAUCUGCUAAUGUGUUGCUGUGUUUGUAUAAAAACAGAGAAUUUUUUUUUAAUGACCUCCUGUUUUAGAAAGGUGAACACUGACAGAUUACUACCUCAUUCUGCUAGAAAUAUGCAAUGCUGCAUGCAGCGUGUGUUCGUUUAGCCACGAGCUAAAAACAGUCUGUAUGUGGACAAUCAAAUGGACAUAUCUUCCAGAGCUGCUUCCAGAGCUACAUUGGCAUUUACCUCUGUGCUGGUCCUGAGUUGAAUAUUAUGUUUAGAUAUGCAGCCAUGAGAAAUAAAACGAUGCGUGGGGUUGGAAAAACUCUAAAUUGGUAAAUCAGA